Messenger RNA from Equus caballus (horse), 270 nucleotides. It is a transcript of the gene DEFB113, whose product is annotated as defensin beta 113. The record is from RefSeq and is a predicted model, not a curated record. Gene Ontology annotation, biological process: innate immune response. Lineage: Eukaryota; Metazoa; Chordata; Mammalia; Perissodactyla; Equidae. Gene Ontology annotation, cellular component: extracellular region.
AUGAAGAUACUUUGUAUUUUCCUGACCUUUGUCUUCACUGUGUCCUGUGGUCCAUCAGUUUCACAGAAACAAACAAGAGAAAUUGCAGAGAGAAAAAGAGAAUGUUACCUUGUCCGUGGUGCUUGUAAGACUUCGUGCAACACCUGGGAAUACAUAUAUAAUUUCUGCAAUAUUGAGCCCUGCUGCGUUGUACGGGAAUACCGAAAGCCAACCCCUAAAGGCAUCAGUACUACAGCUUAUACAGAUGUAAAUUAUAAUUAUCCUGCAUAG